UCCCCCUCCCGCCCUUUGGCCCCACGCGGGUCACGUGUAAUGCUUUGACUAGCGAUGGGUAACGGGCGGCUGUGCGCGGGUCUGGGAUGGCUGCUGCUUUGCUGCUGGCUAACGUCUGUCUCCUGCCUUCCCCGACCUGACCGGGUGCCCGAGCCCGCGAUAUCGGUGCAGCCCAAGCCGUGCGAGGCCCCUCAGCAGUGGGAAGGCAGGGCUGUCGUGUACGAUCACAACACGGGCAGGAACAGUCGGGUGCUGAUCUCGUAUGAUGGGCAAAACCAGCGCGUCCGGAUCCUGGAUGAGAAGAAGGGCCACAUCCCCUGCAAAAAAUUUUAUGAAUACAUUUAUUUGUUUAAAUAUCCAGUCCUUUUCAAGAUUGAGCAAGUGACAAAGCAGUGCUCCAAACUGCCUCUUCUUCAGCCAUGGGACCCUUAUGAUAUUCCUGAUAACUCCACCUAUGAAGAUCGUUACAACAUUGGUGGGCCAGGAGACCAGAUUGAGGUUCAAGAAUGGUCAGAUAGAAAACCUGCUCGUAAAUUUGAAACCUGGGUUGGAGUUUACACAGUAAAGGAUUGCUACCCGGUGCAAGAAACUUACACCAAGAGCUACAACGUAACAAGUUCCACACGCUUUUUUGAUCUGCAGUUAGGGAUUAGUGACCCAUCUGUGUUCACCCCACCCAGCACCUGCCAGGCAGCCAGCCCAGAAGAGAUGAACGAUGACUGCUGAGUUUAGGUAUUGGCUUGCAGAACACAACCAUCAUUUAUCAAGUGUUCCUGUCACUAACAAUCUUUUUUGAGUGGCGGUGUAUAAGGGAACUGUUGGUUCAUUUCUCUGUCAAAUAAUCUGCUGAUUGAUAUGUUGUUUCCAAGAAAAAGUGGGUAUUCUCUCAGUGUCUGUGUAUACAUGCAUUGGGGAAAAAAAAGCAUUAAUUACCUAGAAUACAUUAACAAAAUGCUUCAGAAUUGUACAAGUUAUUUCAUCCUGUUGUGGUUGACUCUUUACAUCUACUUAAAAGUGUGGGCAAUAAUGUAACCCAAAUGAAGCACUGCACAACAGAGUACAGUACUGCAGUAACUUUCAAAUGAUACAUUAAAGCACUUUGGUGCAUUACAAACAAUACUCUAAUGUAUUUAGAGAAGUUGAGGUAUCAAAGUGUUUUUUGAAAGCUGUAGUUGUGUUCAGGAAAGGUAAAUAUUGCACAGCAUUCAAACAACAAUAUCCACUUUUGACUGAAGGAUCAAAAAUUAAAUAAAGCUUCUUUGGUCCUUGCUUGCAGGAGAAUAUGCAUUAUUCUUUCAAAUUUUACUUUUGAAAUUUGUGUGCUAUGAGUGGCUGUAAAUUAGAGAAGAGCGUAAAAUUGAGCAUUCUGAAUGGGAGUUCAUUUUUGUGUCUCUUAGCAGUACUGUGUUAUUCAAAUAUCUGCUUUGUUUCCAUAAAUACUGUCCAUCCCCCUACCAUACAAAAACAGUAAUGAGUUUAUUGCUUUAAACCAUCUGUUACUUUGAAGUGGAGCUAUAAUGAACCAUGUUGAUUCUAACUGUACAUUUUAACAGGAUAUAUCUUAUCCAAUGGAGACACAAGAGACUGCAGAUGCUGGAAUCUGAAACACCAAACUAUCUGCUAAAGGAACUCAGUGAGUUGAGCAGACAUUUCAAUUUCCCUUCCCAUUCCCACACUGAUCUAUCUGUUCUUGACUGUCUCUACUGCUGAGGUGAGGAACAACACCUCCGUAUUCCACUUGGGUAGUCUACAGCCCAAAGGUAUGAAGCUGAAACUUUCCAAUUUCAGGUAACCCUCACCUCCCAGUGUUGCUCUCACACUCUCUUGCUCUCUUCUUCCAAUCCUCCUAUUUUUAUCCCCUUUCCAUACCCCACUCCUCUCCCAGUUCCAUCAACCCAAUAUCCACACAUUUCACCAACCUCCGCCCCCCCAAAUCUGAAUCUGGUUCUGGUUCUAUCUGCCUCUCACCUCAUCCAUUGCACCCAUUGUUUCCCAUUAUCACCUUCCUUGCUUAUCAGAUUCCAGCACCAGUAACAUUUGUGUUCCUGAUUAUCACCCUCCCAGCUGCCUCCACUUUCACUCUCCCCUCCAUAUGCCUCUUCCUCUCUUUUUCUCAACCUCCAUCAACAUCCCCCGUCUGUGUCUUUCAACUCCACCACUUCUCAUCUGGCUCCAUCUGCCCGUCAUCUUUCACCCCCUCGGUCCACCUCUGGUCUCUAUACACCACUCCCCCUCUCCUCUUUAUACUGGCUAUCUCCCCUCACCACUCUUAGUCCUGAUGCAGAGUUUCAAUAUGAAAUAUUGGCAAUUCCUUUCCCUUCACAGAUGCUGCUUGACCUAAUGAGUUCCUCCAGCAGAUUAUUUGCUACAUCUUAUUCAGUAAUUUGUGAGUUGUGUUAUGCAAGUGGUGUUUUCCCCAUGUUUAAUAUGAGGUGCUGGUGAUUUCAUGUAAUGAUUAAUAACCUAUAAAAUAAAACUUUCUCUGAACACCA
This is a messenger RNA of Pristis pectinata (smalltooth sawfish), 2492 nucleotides long. RefSeq names its product mammalian ependymin-related protein 1-like. The transcript has 3 exons. Gene Ontology annotation, cellular component: lysosome; extracellular region. NCBI's taxonomy places the organism in Eukaryota, Metazoa, Chordata, Chondrichthyes, Rhinopristiformes, Pristidae. Gene Ontology annotation, biological process: cell-matrix adhesion. Gene Ontology annotation, molecular function: calcium ion binding. The record is from RefSeq and is a predicted model, not a curated record. Bases 55 to 726 code for a protein of 223 amino acids.